AUGAUGAUGAUGCAUGUGCUUGCAAUGCUCAGACUGUUUCUUGUGCCCAGUCCCUGCUUCCCCCAUCCUCACCAAGAAGGUGGCCUGAUCUAUACUAGACUUCAGAAGAAGGGCAAAGGUAGGGCUAUAGAUGCCGAGGACAUUGAUGCUGCAAACCACAGUGACCAUGACACCCAACUCCCAAACCUCAAGAAGCCAGGGAAUCUGUCCACAGCAGCAUUAGAUGAAAUACAUGCUUUUGCGAAGGAUGUCAAGAUGAUGGUGGAAGAGCUUGGCCAAUGGCAUGGGCAGUCUACAUGCAACACACUCAUCACUGUGGGAUUUAGUGUUAAGGCUUCUCAUACCAAAAUUAAUGAGGCCAACCUCUUCCACUUGUGGUAUUGGGCCACACAGCCCAAACCAGAUGGUGCUAGAGUGGACAAUGAAAAGACACAAUUUUCUGGAUGGGCAGAGGCAUGGUCCAAUCUCAAGAAUAUCAAGAUAGUUGGAGCAGUAAUGUAUGUUGGACAGGACCCUGCAGGACGUCAAACUUCUGGCAUAUUUGGAGGCUCCAAGAUGAUAAGAAACUUCAUCAAUGAAAAUGGCAUUGAUGUCUGGUCACUCAUGGAUAAGCAUACCGCAAUUUUCAAGUUUCUCAGGAAUGGCGAUGGUGUGGAUGCCAGGGUGGCUGGCACCAGUUCCAUUGGAGAUGAGACUCUGAGAGACUGCAACCACAGAGUAUUCAGAUGCAUGAUGAAGGAGAAGAUGUUGGCCACAUUGAGAGAUCUGUGUGUCACACAUGGCAUUGAAGUCAGUGAUCCCCAGAAAGUUUCCUGGCACCAGCUUCUCAGGUUUUUGCGGAAGAGCCACCUCACUAUUUUCAACUGGCCCCACAGUGUAUCUCCACCAGGCCCUGGUUUUGAGUACAAGAAACUUAAGGCUGGCCCUCUUCAUCAACUUGUAGUACCUUACCUUCAGAGAAAACUGGGUCUUUUGUAUGAUGGGCAAACCAAUGAUGAGGAAGAACAAGAUAGUCUGGAUGAUGUGCUGGAAAUUGAGAUUAAGUGCUGGAACGAAGAGGUCAUUGAUAUUUUGGAUGCUGACCCUUUGAAGGGUGAGAUUGUGCUCAUCAAAGCUACCAAUGGUACUGUUUUGCAGCAGAUCUCAGAUGAUCCAGAGUGGCAGAAGUCCCUCAAGGAAACGGAUCACCAGCAGCAAGGCACAGAGCAACAACUCCCUUUUCCCUCUUGGAAGCGACCCCAUGUGGAGGUGUCAAAUCACAAUACUAUUGGUCCCCAGGAUGUGUGCCCCAUUGCACAAGAUUUGUGUCAUGACCCAUCCACAAUUCCAAGCAAUGUGCACACUCGAGAGCCUGGCCCAUCCAAGCCUCCCACACUGGCUCUGCAAUAUGGGGUAGGGAUCUACAUCAGGAUAAUCUUCCAAGCCAUCCUCACAUGCGAGAGGCUGGCCCAGCCCAGCAGUCUUUUCCCAGAUGACAAUUUUGUGUCAGUUGCCCCAGCCAUUACUGUUACAUUUCAGGACUGGCCACUUAUCAACUCUUUGUUAGGGGUGGUCCAGGGUCAAAUCACACAUGGUGCCGAUGUCCAUCACAUGUCCAUUGCUGUUAGGCACUAUUCAGAAUCAGGGGAAUUAGAUGCAUCUGUACACCUUAGCAAACCAAUAGUGGUCUUCUAUACAUCAAUUGUCCAGCAGGCUUUCAAUGCUUUUUGGGCAGUAGAGAGCCCUCUGCUUCCAGAUGUUCAUUGCACAUUGUGUUGUUGUGAUCUGAAGUUCUACACCUAG
This is a messenger RNA of Pisolithus orientalis, 1782 nucleotides long. RefSeq lists its product as uncharacterized. The transcript is spliced from 14 exons. NCBI's taxonomy places the organism in Eukaryota, Fungi, Basidiomycota, Agaricomycetes, Boletales, Pisolithaceae. The coding region runs from base 1 to 1782 and encodes 593 amino acids. The record is from RefSeq and is a predicted model, not a curated record.